AUGUCUUCCAAUGAUAAUGGCUGCCAGCCAGAGCACAACGGCAAUCCUCACCGGCAUGAGAAAGUGGAAAAAUUGACAUUUGAAAAAUUUUCAAAAGAGCUUCUCGUCCUUCCCGAUAAGCACAGAAGGGCCGUGGCAUCUAUUGGUUUGGACUCUUCUGGCGUUCGGAUGUUUACCGCUGGCUACGACCACAACUUAAAGCUUUGGGAAAAGGGGCUGUUGUUUCGAGAAGACGAAGAGCCAUUUGGCACAUAUCCCCUUCGUGCAAUCGGUUUUUCCUCUCGUAGCGAAAAAGUUCUCAUAAUACCCCGCUCCCCUCAGCCUGCUUUGGUGACAAGAGAUGGUCGGCUAAUAGGCGACCCGUAUCUUUUAGACAAGCGCAAAACCAUUGGCCAUUCUGGAGCCAUGUGUGGCGGACAAUGGCAUCCCGUCAUUUCCGAAUGCUUUGUUACGGGAUCUGUCGAUGGGACCAUUAGGACCUGGGAUGCCCACUCGCGCGGCUGUGCCUCUGUAAUUAUGGCAGGGCCAAGGAUCCAGCUUUCGGCUGUUUCUUGGCUUCCAGAUGGAUCUGGAAUCAUGUCUGGAUCUAACGCCGGUCUGGUUCAGCUUUGGGUCAACAAUAAAAAGCAGGCGUCGCUGUCCCUGCCCCAAGCAGCGCUAAUCACCAGCAUUGCGUUCACGAAAAACGAAAGCGUUGCAAUUCGAUCCAUGGACGGCUUUAUCAGGCUGUGGGAUAUGCGGAAGCUUUCCCCAAAAGAGCCUCUUGCAUCUGUCUCUGCCUUGCCAACUGCAUUCGAGGAGGCCGAUCUCGUCUUAUCUCCGGACGGGGCUCUCCUUGCCACAGGCAUAUCGAAUGACAGAGAAGGGCCUGGAUCGCUUAAAGCAUUCGAUUCCAAGACGCUUGAAUUAAAGGAAGAAGCCGGAGUUGUUCGAGUUGCAUGGGACUCACAUCAGCUUGUGAUGGGCUUGUCUGAUGGUUCUAUCAACCUGUUCACGGAAGACAACUUUACCCCUCGGUGCUCUUCAUCUUCUGUCGCCAAAAAGGCCGCCCAAAAGGGCCAAUCUGCCGAUCUUGUUUAUGCAGACGUCGAUAUUAACGCCGGUGUGUAUGCCCCGGAGACGGAUCCGCUUUAUGAUGAAGAUUUUAUAGACCUGGGGCCGAUUCCGACCCGCAAGCGGCCGGACCCCAUUGCCACAAAGAGGCCCGAGCUGCCCCCCAUUUAUGGGCCCGGUAAAGGCGGCAAAAUUGGAACGUCAAUUUCGCAGCACAUUUUAAAGCACUUUAUACCGGACAGGAGCAGAGCUGAAGCCCAAGGUUUGUGUGUAAAUAAUAAAUUGGCCCGAGCCGAAAUUGUAAAUUUGAAUUUGUACUCGGGCGCCAACAACAUGCUUGAUCACCAACAGCUGUCCCCGGCAGGCGGCGAUUCCCUCUCAGCUCUUCACCUAUCGCUUUUAUCCGACACCACAUCCUCGUCGUGGUUGGAUGCAACCGCUGAAAAUCUGCUGAAAAACUCAAAUUCCUCGUCCGCAAAUCUUUUUGAGGAUUCAAUGUAUCGCUCCUUUGUAAGGGCUCAAGGCGGUAUUGCUCCCGCUGAAAAUUUAGACAUCACAGAUUGCUCCUUUUUUGAGGAUACCUCGACCUUUACAAGGAAAAAUGGCUCUCAGUUUUCUUCGUCAACUGACGAUGCUUCCCAAAUUUCUUCUUCUUCUCGCCAAAGCUCGUCCUAUCAUCAUGUUCCUUCAAAAUUUUUAGACUCGAUUUCCAUCAAUCACAAUGACUUUAGCCAAAUGAGGCUCAAUUCAAUUACCGCUGACACGUCCAGCAUUUUUCUUGGCAGAAAUCCGCUGACUUUUUAUGAACCGCUUCCUGCGUCUCUCAAGGGCUCAGGAUCUUCGCUCAAUAAGGUCAAAAGAUUCCUUGCUGCAAUUAAGGCGUCCCAUUAUUCGAUGCAGCCUCCCCAAAAAGACUUUUCUUUCUCGACUCUUCAAAGCAAAAGAAAACAAAAAAAGUCAAAAAAACAACCCCCCUCAAUAGGAACGGCUGCAACGGCCGUGAUGGAGCCUAAAACGGCUGCCGCCAGCAAUGCUAACAAGAAGCUACCAGCACCAGAUUCUUUGCAGAGCAUAAUUGAUGUCGAGAAUGAAAAAAAUCGGACCCAAACGGAUCCGUUUUGGACGCGGUUUGAUGGCUGCAGGUUCUUUCAAAGAAACAUCCACGACUAUGUGCAUGUGUUCAGAAUAUACACCUCUGGAAUAACCAUAAAGUUCUAUUCCAACGCAAGUGCAAAAGAAAAACUUCCCGUCGACUUCAAGGCAUCGCCGGAACUGUCUGACUUGGACCCCGCCCUUCAGGGGUCGAUAUUUUAUUAUUUAAAAAAGGGGCUGCAGAAAAAACAGAUCAUGGCGAAUAACGACGUCAUCCACUACUACUUGGAUACCGGGAUCACAUGCAUCAUAUGUGCCAAAACCGGAACUAAAACCUACAAAUGGCCAAACGGGCAGGUGGAAAAGUACUUUUCCUCUGCAGCAUCGCUGCCUUUUGGGAGAGCCCCAAACUCACAGACAAAUAACGAAAGGCCGCGUUCUGAGCUGAUCCACGAAAUUGUAUACCCCGAUGGAACCGUUUAUCAAAGGCUGGAAAGUGGCAAGACCUUUUUUUCAAAAAAGUAA
Molecule: messenger RNA, 2670 nt
Organism: Mitosporidium daphniae
Lineage: Eukaryota; Fungi; Microsporidia
Exons: 6
Coding region: 1-2670 (889 amino acids)
Biological process (GO): regulation of DNA double-strand break processing
Cellular component (GO): site of double-strand break; nucleus
Molecular function (GO): protein binding
Source: RefSeq, a predicted model, not a curated record